AUGAAUGCAAACAAUAACAGUUCUGGCUUUCGACAAGCACAAGCGCGCUUGAACAUGCGAAAAGGCACUAAGAGCUGCUCUGAAUGCCGACGUCGAAAGACGAAAUGCACCUACCGCGGAGGAAGACUGUCGAGGUGCGACGAAUGCUACGCUCGUGGCACACCCUGCCUGUCCCAGGACAAGGGCCCUAAGACGACGCCUGCUAUCAGUGUCACUUCGACCAACGCAGAUGGCAAGGCCGACGAAGCUAAAUAUAGUCUACGGGAACGAGUUGCUCGUUUAGAAGACUUCGUCGAAGCCUAUCUGAGGAAUGAAUCUACUACCAAGUCCUCGAUAUCUGAGAGAAAUCGCAAUUUACACGGCGGCAGAACUGCGGAUACCGACCCAACGCCAGACGAACAAGCACCUACAUCUACCAACGGUCGUUUCCGGUCGAACCCUAUCCUUAGUCUACUCAACAACGGCGUUAUCACACGGACAUCCCAUGCGGCGAAUCCUUCUCCCGUCGAGUCAGCGGCCAGUACAGAACCGUCAGGUUUCCAUCCUGCUCGGUUUGAGCUCCUGACACUCUUGCCACGUGAACCUGAUCUCAACACAUUGAUCGAACUGAGCAAGGACUGGUGGAGCUCGUCACCUCACAGAUUUCCAGAGCUAUUCGACCGCGAAGCGACGACCGCUGGAGAGUGGAGGUCUGUGCUCAACCAUGAAUUAAGUCUUGCCAAUCCUGCCGCGACCGCCAAAGUCUUCCUCUGGACAGUUAUAAGUGCUGAGCGACUGAACGAUGAGAUAUUUCACGAUGGUACUUUUCGCGACCCUACAGCAGUAGCUACUUUGGAGUCUCGGGUCCUACCUGCUAUUGACAGAGCAGUGGUCUUCCAGGAGGAUGUUGCCACAACCUUGCCCGGUAUAGAAUGCUUGGUACUCUUGUCAAGAUAUUACUGUAACCAAGGCGGACUGCGGAAAGCCUGGCACUUAUGCCGGCGAGCAAUCGAAUAUGCCAUCAGCAUAGGUCUUGACCGACUCCCCUCUGUCUAUCAAAACCCGAUACCGUCAGAUCAUCCCCAUCAUCGACAAAUAGCAUUAUGGGAAGCUAUCUGUUUCUUGGAUCGAUACUUGAGCUUACUUCUUGGGUUUCCCUAUGGCGUGCGCCAUUCACCCCUGGUAUCGCUAAAAGAGGGCAUAGAAUCCCCGCAGCCCAACCCGCAACAGGCGACGUUUUUCUACGCCGCCAUGAGCUCCAUCAUUGGCCGGAUCAUUGACCGAAACCAAGAGCAACUGGACGACCACCAUUCCUUGCUUCGGACUCUGAAAAUCGAUCAAGAGCUGAAACAGGUCAUGGACAACGUCGACACUCUCCGCUGGGACGCUGAUUCAAGCCCCUCGAACCCACAAAUACCGGAAGCCUUGGAGCGAGUUGAAGCAUACUUCCUCAUGCAUUUCAUUCGAGCACUGCUCCAUCUCCCACUGAUGCUGAAAUGCAUCGGCAAACGAGAUAAGGGCAUAUUCCAGUUUUCGUACGGAGUCUCUACGAGCGCAUCGCGUCAAGCCCUGAUCGCUUAUAAAUACCUCCGCGUCGGCCUGCGGAUCGACUCAUACUUGUGCGCGAUGCUCGAUUUCCAAGCCUUUACAAUGUCCGUGUUGCUGGUCUUGCACUUAGUGGGCCAGAAGACCGAAAGCAAUGAAGAACCGAGCAGGGAAUACGCUGUCGAGGGACAAGAUGAACGUGAUUGGAAAUCCGUCGUCGAGGUCACGGACAUCCUUCGACGAGCAUCUACGGACCACCGCAAGAGUACCGUGGCUCAGCAGGCUGUGGCGGUUCUGGACCUGAUAGUAGGUGCGAAGGACGAUAUGGACGGACGACUCACCCCAUUCCCUCAGCCCGAGGCUGAUCUCCAGGGAGAAGAGUGCCAAGUCAAGAUCACUGUUCCCUGCUUUGGCGAAAUCACCGUCGUGAAAGGUGCUAAGGGGACCGACUGCUGCCUCUAUCCCCGUGCCUCUGCAAACACGGUGGACUCCCCACGUCGCGCGACUACGUCUCUUCCGCCUCUGACUGGGCAAGCAGACACUAUCUUCAACCCGUCUGAUCUGGGUCCCAUAACGGUAUCAACAAGUCCCGACGCCGCGGCGCUCUUUGACGGGAAUUGGAGCGUGCUUGCGACAAAUGUGGCCUCAACGAUGGCGGCACACCCACCACGAGCGGUUUACAACCACUGUGGUUGA
Molecule: messenger RNA, 2220 nt
Organism: Fonsecaea erecta
Lineage: Eukaryota; Fungi; Ascomycota; Eurotiomycetes; Chaetothyriales; Herpotrichiellaceae
Exons: 3
Coding region: 1-2220 (739 amino acids)
Biological process (GO): regulation of DNA-templated transcription; DNA-templated transcription
Molecular function (GO): DNA-binding transcription factor activity, RNA polymerase II-specific; DNA binding; zinc ion binding
Source: RefSeq, a predicted model, not a curated record